Messenger RNA from Acaulospora colombiana, 2688 nucleotides. NCBI's taxonomy places the organism in Eukaryota, Fungi, Glomeromycota, Glomeromycetes, Diversisporales, Acaulosporaceae. The record is from the annotation of a GenBank genome assembly.
AUGAAUUCAACUCAGGAACAAGUACGGAAAGAAGUUAAGGCUUACCGGAGCUCUAUUCAACCAUUUAGCAUCAGUGAUGAAUUUUGUUUCGAUGAGAAAAACAAUCGUGCAUAUUUUCUGGCAACCGAUCCUUCAUGGAUGAAAACAUCCACCUUAUUUUUCGUCGAUUUAUCUUUCGUGAAGGUCAAGGGAGACAAGAUAAAAGGAAUUAAAUCUCGGGUCGUAAAAAAUGGUUCGGCGGACGUUCAUCGUUGUGAUCUCCCAUUCAGCUUUACCAACAAUGAAUUCCACGCGAAAGAGACAUUGUCACGAGAGGAAAUGUUUGUGAAGGAACGAAGGAGAUUAGCGUUGCAGGGAAUAACCAGUUAUCAAUUUGAUCCUCGGAGUGGUCAAAUAUUAUUUAGUUAUGGUAACGGGAUAUACUUGGGACACGUUAGCAAGCAUGGCAUCAUAUCCCCAGCUCCUUCACCAUCAACCACUGGCUCACCUUCAACGUCCUCAUAUUAUUCAUCAUUGAACAACACUCUAUCACCACGAUUAUAUCCAAAAUUGGGUGGUUACAAUGGUGAUCUCAUCGCUUUCAUUCGUGAUCGAGAUAUAUGGGUCACAACUCCUAAUGGUUGUGAGACUCAACUGACCUUUCGUAAUGACCUUGACCCCGAUGGUACGGCCGUGAUAAGUUGUGGUGUCGCGGAAUUUGUAAUGCAGGAAGAAUUCUACCGUUAUACCGGUUAUUAUUGGUGUCCACCAUCUAUUAAAGGAUUCUCGAGAGAUUGCGAAAAAAUACUAUACCUGCAGAUAUCGGAAUCAAUGGUAGAUCUGGUAUCAAUACCGAAACCGGGUCCUCAAGGAGAAGUUGAAGAAUAUCGAUAUCCAAAGGCUGGUACACCAAAUGCCGUGAGUGAACUGCGAAUUGUCGAGUUUACUCCGCGUUACAGCGAGGAGAUUUAUAAAAGGAUGUGGUACAUGAACCUAUUCACAAACGACUUUGGGGAUCCGCUGCAUUGGAUAAAUUAUUUCCGUGGGUUGAAUAUAUUGUUCGAUUUGGUUGGUGUCCAGAUGGUGGAAGGUAGUAUAUGGAUGCAAUUACUGGAUCGUCCGCAACAAAAGACUGCGAUUGUCAAGAUUCCGAUUAGCAACUUUAUGAGCUCAUCAGAAUAUGAAGAAAAUGGUGGGAUGUUGGAUGAUUUAUGUGUUUCGAGGGUGGAAGUUAUAUUCGAAGAAACUAGUGAUGUUUGGAUAAAUGUCGCAAACGUCUUUUAUUUUUUCAACGAUAAUGAAGCUGCACCCAAGACAGCAGACACUGAUUUAUCCUCAGCACCGAUACUUUGUGAUCAACGAGCUUCAUAUACCAAGUUUUUUAUAACUUCUGAAAGUAGUGGUUAUCGUCAUCUUUAUCUUGUGGAGAAACCUGUAACUUCGCCACAUUAUUACGUUAGACCAAUAACCACCGGGAAUUGGCCGAUCAUGGAUAGACCUAUACAUGUUGACACAAAAAAAGAACUGGUUUAUUUUAUUGCUAAAAAGGACACACCAUUGGAGACCCAUCUUUACGCAGCUAGUUAUGCUAAAAAUGCUGAUCCCUCGAUAGUAAUACGACUCACAGAGUUAGGAUACAGUCAUACUGUGGUGAUGGACGAGAAUUGUGAGAGAUACUUGGAUGUAUUUUCCAGCGUAAAAGAGAAACCAAAAUGUGGUGUUCGAUAUUUUGAAUGGAAUGACAAUUCAGUUUUUCCUAAAGUUAGCAAGACUUUAGGUGUAUUCAUAGGAGGCGGCAACGCAGUUGAGGACGUAAGAGAUCCGGGAAGACAGAUUCCUUUUGGAGAAUUCUUUAAUUUCAAGAAUAAUGACGGGGUUACUAUUUACGGGUGCUUGUAUAGGCCUGAAAACCACGUCCCGGGGAAAAAAUAUCCCACCGUCUUAAAUAUUUACGGCGGACCUCAAUCUCAGAUGGUAACCAACGACUAUAAAUACCCGCGGUUUCAUCGACUCUUUCUUGCAACUCGGCUUGGAUUCUCGGUCGUCCUUAUCGAUGGUCGUGGGUCAUCAAAUAGAGGUGUUAAGUUUGAAUCUUAUUUAAAAGGUCGUAUGGGAACUGUCGAGUUAGAGGACCAAAUAGCUGGACUAAAGUAUCUAUCAUCCAGAAAUAUGGGAGUUGAUUUGGAAAGGGUGGCCAUAACUGGUUGGAGCUAUGGCGGAUACCUUAGUCUGAUGGCACUUGCGCAAUAUCCUCAAUUCUUUAAGUUGGCCAUUGCCGGGGCGCCAGUCACAAAAUGGGAACUAUAUGAUACUGCUUAUACCGAACGAUACAUGGGGCUUCCCACCGAAAACGUAGAAGGGUAUCGCAAGGGAAGCGUGCUAACUUGGGUAAAAAAUUUUCCCGACGACGAGCACCGUCUUUUAAUCGCGCAUGGGCAGAUCGAUGAAAAUGUUCAUUUCAAAAAUUCCGAAUUACUGGUCUCGGCCCUACAAAAACACAAGAAGCCAUAUGAGCUUAAACCAUAUCCAACUGAAAGGCAUGGUCUGAGACACGCGAAUGCCGUAGAAGAUUUCGAGACAUUAAUUUGGAAUGCGAAAAUGAAGCGAAUAUUAAAGUCGAAUGUUUUAUGUCAAAAUAUUAACCACCUGCUUGUUAGCCCUUCGGACUCGUGCAUUCGGUAUACGAAAGAACCACCUCCGUUGACCUAG